AUGGCAGCAGAGCUGACAUCCACCAAGCUCAACCCAGAGAGUCACAUCAUCCUGGACCAACCACUCCUUCGACUACCUCUUGAACUGGCCCGCAGGAAUUUUAAAACCGUACAACGAGCCGUCGAGCGAGAGAAAGAAUAUGUCAUCCCCGCAAUCAAAGAGGCCGCCGCCGCCUCACUCUCCAAUACUCAAACGCCCGAACAGACCCUAGCUGCACUCGACGCAAUGAUAUCCAGAAUGCAAAGUCUCAAACGGAAGAUGGAAGGCUUGCAGGAGGAAGAGAAGAAAAUACACAACCAAUCUCGCAAGCGUAUUCAGCACCUGGAGACCCUACAUAAAAUUCCGAGCCUAGCCGAUGUCAAAUACGACCAGUGGUCAAGGGUACGGCUGGACCGUUUACUCGUUGACCACAUGCUACGCUCAGGUUACUCAGAAAGUGCGAAGCAGAUGGCCCAGGAUAGGGGGGUAGAGGAUCUCGUGGACCUAGGUGUAUUCACACAAGCUAAACGGAUUGUGGAUAGUUUGCGACGUGGAGAAACCAAGGAAGCAUUGCAAUGGUGUGGAGAGAACAAGGCUGCGCUGAAGAAAAGCCCGCAAAAUCUUGAAUUUGAACUCCGGCUGCAGCAAUACAUCGAGAUGGUCAGGACACAAGACAAGUCUAAGAGGAUUGAGGCAAUAAUCCAUGCAAAGAAAUACCUCAUACCGAACUAUCAGGCUCAGAAUUCCGAUAUUAUGCGCGCUGCAGGAUUACUGGUUUUCACGCAGGACACAAGAGCCGAGCCUUACAAAUCUCUCUUUGCGCGGGAACGCUGGAAGUUCCUCGCGGACCUUUUCAUCGAGACCCACCAUGAGCUGCUUUCAUUGCCGGCACAACCUCUAUUGCAUAUUGCCCUUUCCGCAGGACUUUCAGCUCUGAAGACUCCUCUGUGCCACUCGGCAUAUACAUCGUCCAGCUCAAACUCACAGUCAACAUCGACAUCUGUAUGUCCUAUCUGCUCAACUGAACUGAACGAGCUUGCACGCAACAUGCCAUACGCCCACCACUCAAAGAGUUAUGUGGAAAGCGACCCGAUAGUUCUGCCCAACGGCCGAGUCUAUGGGAAGCAAAGGCUGAUAGAGAUGAGCCGUAACAUGGGAACAGUGAAACCAGGCGACGUCAAAGACCCAACAACAGGACAGGUCUUCCACGAGGGUGAGAUGAAGAAAGUGUACAUUAUGUGA
This is a messenger RNA of Penicillium roqueforti, 1221 nucleotides long. Its product is annotated as FYV10 family protein. Bases 1 to 1221 code for a protein of 406 amino acids. Gene Ontology annotation, cellular component: GID complex; cytoplasm; nucleus. Gene Ontology annotation, biological process: proteasome-mediated ubiquitin-dependent protein catabolic process. The record is from RefSeq and is a predicted model, not a curated record. Gene Ontology annotation, molecular function: ubiquitin protein ligase activity; protein binding. Lineage: Eukaryota; Fungi; Ascomycota; Eurotiomycetes; Eurotiales; Aspergillaceae. The transcript has 4 exons.